CACCUUUAUCUCUAGCAAAGCCUCAGACACCUUAGACUCCCGCCUCGGGGUGGGGGUGGGGCCUGAGCCUGCUCCUGUGGAGUCUGGGACAGGUUCCUCACAGCUGCCAGUGCAGGGGUGGGGUCUGCUCCCUGGUUUCCUUCUCAGCUUCACAUAGACUGUCUAAGAGGACAAAUCCAUCUUCAGGGAGCCAGGAAGGGCUUCAGGCCCUGUCUCCUCUUCCUUGUGCAUCUGAGGAAAGGUGGCUCAGCAGGGCCAGGUAACCCCCCAGGUAACACGGGCACAACCGACCCGGGACCAAGGCUUUGGUGCUAUCUGUGGAGCAGCAGGUUAGCACCCAGAGUUGACCCAGCCUUAGAUGGGGACCACCAAGUGUGUCAGUGCCUCCCCCUUGACCCUGGCAGUGAGGGACUGGGCUGGCCCCUGGAGAGGGAUGGAGGAUGGAGGAGACAUGCUGAGGCACCCUCCCCCCGCAGUCCCUGGAAGUCCCCACUCUGAGAAGCAGGGCCCGAGUCCUCCCAACUUUCCAAGGCAACUCCUUAGUGGUUAAUAAUUAAUUGUAAGUGUGACUAAUUAAUGGCUUCCCCUCCCACAUGACCUCCUCUCUUUGUCCAAAAAGGCUCCGGGUGCCAGCUGAGACUGCUCUCGGCUUCCUAGCUCCUCCUGGGGCCUGCAGGCUGAGGGUCCCUUCCCCUUUAGGGUUGCUGGGAAGGUAAGAGGAUGCCUAGCUCUGGAGGAGGGCUGAGCUACCUGCUCCUUUGUCCUGGGAGGGAUGGACAGUACAGAGCUAACAGUCACCCUAAGUUCCCUGGGUACCCAGAAUUUAUGGCCAAUCUCUUUCUUUGAUAUGUUUGUAAAGGCCCCACAUAAUCUUUUUUUUUUUUUUCCUAUCAUACAUUCUCUAGACUUUCUUGGAAAAUUGAAAUUCCAAAGUGCAAGGUACACAUUGUUUUCAGGGUUCUGGUUUUAAUUGUUGCUGCUCAUGGCACACUGAUAAGCGGUGUUGUUUGCACAGGUCUAUAAACAUAGGUCCAUUGUUCCUGCUCUUUCUGUCUCUGGAUAGGCAGAGGUUCAGCAGUCCCCUUGGCUUGCUGUGUGGUCAGCUUCCCCAAGGCCUCUUUCUGUCCUGUCGGCUCCCCCCCGUGGGGGGAAGGGGAGCUUACCUCCUUCCCUGUGCUCUCAAGAGGCUGGCAGGAUAAGUUCCCGACAGAAACUCGGAAGGACUUUUGGACUCUUGCUCAACGGGCUGACUCAGUGAGGAGGUGGCCCGCCUCUCCUUCCAGAUCCUGCCUGGGCUCCACCCUCCCUCCCCACCCCUGCUCCAGCCAGCAGCUGCCAGACUCUGGCCAGAUGGGACCUGGAGUAGGGGGUGUGGAUUUGGUGAGGGCACAGGUGACGACUGGUGCCCCGCUGGGUGACAUACAACUGGGAUUGCACUCCUACCACUCAAGUGCUGUUGAGCUGCCCCUGCCCCCCAGAGGGUAGAGGAGCAGGUGGCCUUCCUGGGCUUGGGUCACCUCUCUGUCACUGCCCCCACCCCCAGGUCCUGACAAUUCAUGCCUGCCCUGGCUGUGGGUUAUAGGGCACCUGGGCUGACUCCCCUUAAGAAAUCUCCUAGGUGGAGUUGGUGGCUCAGGAAUCAUGUCAGGGCUUUGGACAGCUCUGUCAUAGAGUAGCUGCACCUGCUUACACACAGACCUGGGUGACCUGGGCUUUGGGGCCCCCAGACCAGCUUUGGCCAGGUGUCCAGUAUCCAACUACUUCCUGAAGUGCCCUCACCCACUGGGGCAGUGAGUGGGACAUGCCUCAUGCCUUCCAGGUUCUUGGGCUGAGGACAGCGAUGCCCAUGAAGAUAUCGACUCCCCUCCUCCUUUCCUUCCUCUUUACUUUGUCAUCCCAUCCCAUCUUCCUUGUGCCCUCCAUUUUAUCAUCUCUCUGGAAAGAGGCCCAAUGGGGAGCAAGGCUGACCUCCAGAGAGCCUUCAGUGUGCCCCGACCUGAUCACUUCUGUCUUCAAGCAUCUAUUCCUGAGCUCUUUUUGGAACCAAAGGGAUUUAUUUAGGGCUUUUUUGGUUAUUGUUCUCUUUUCUCUUAAAAGCUGGGGGAAUUCCAGGCUACCUACACAUCCUGUCCCAGGCCACGACUGGUGUUGCUCCUCCCUACUUUGUGCCCCCUCCUCCCAGAAAUCCACCAUGGAGAGUAAGGAUGAGGUCAGCGACACUGAUAGUGGCAUCAUCCUGCAGUCUGGCCCAGACAGCCCGGUCUCCCCAAUGAAGGAGCUGACCCAUGCCAUGCGCAAGCAGCAGAGGGCCCUGGAGGCGCGGCUGGAGGCCUGCCUGGAGGAGCUGCGGAGGCUCUGCCUUCGGGAGGCGGAGCUGACAGGCACCUUGCCAGCAGAAUAUCCCCUCAAACCUGGGGAAAAGGCCCCCAAGGUGCGCCGCAGGAUUGGAGCAGCCUACAAGCUGGAUGAGCGGGCCUUGCACCGAGAGGACCCCCUGAGCAGCCUAGAGCGCCAGCUGGCCCUGCAACUGCAGAUCACUGAGGCAGCGCGGCGGCUGUGCCUGGAGGAGAACCUCAGCAGGCAGGCCCGCCGGCAGCGGAAGCACAUGGCCCUGCAGGAGGAGAAGAAGCUGCGGGAGCUCCAGCACCACCUGGGCGAGAGGCGCAACAGCCAGCCUGCUCCUGCCAGUGUUCCCCCUCUGGGCCGAGAGCUCAGUGCCUCAGAUGACAGCUCCCUGUCUGAUGGGCUACUCCUAGAGGAAGAGGACUCCCAAGUGCCAAAACCUCCCCCAGAGUCCCCAGCCCUGCCUUCCCGGCCUCUCCCACCGCAGAGCCUGGAGGGACUGCAACCAGCAGGUUCUGAGCCUGGGGGCCUGGAGCGGGCUCCGAUCCAGAACAGCCCUUGGAAGGAGACCAGCCUCGACCACCCCUAUGAGAAGCCUAGGAAGUCUUCUGAGCCCAGCAGUGAGUCCAGCAGCCCAGCCACCACGCCUCAGGACGGGCCUACUGCCUCCAGCCCCUGGCAGCUGGAGCCUGCCUCCUACACUGUGGUCCCCCUCCGCAGUGUUCCUGGCCAGAGGCAGGGCCGCAUCAGUGCUCCAGCCACCCCUGAGAUGCAGGGGAGGAGGGGCCAGUCGCAGUCUCUGAGGGUGGAUUCCUUCCGCGCAGGUGCAGAGGGCCGAGGUCGCAGCGCCUUUCCUCGCCGCCGCCCCACUCACUACACCGUGACGGUGCCGGAUUCCUGCUUCUCCCCCAGCAAGCCCCCGCUGCCCCACCCCGCCUGUCACUCCUGCUCCGAAGACAGUGGCUCUGAUGUCUCCAGCGUCUCCCACCCCGCCUCUCUGGGCAGCAGCAGCCCUGACAUCUUUGUUAGGCCUCUCUGUCUACCUGAGCCACCCCGCCACCACGGGUGGGGCCCGGCCUGUGGCAGAGAGCUGGCCACCCACUACCCCAAGCUGCUGCUGCCCCCUGGCUACUUGGCGGCAGGGCGGUAUGUGAUGGUGACCGAGGGCCACCUGCCGCCGGGCGAGUGGGAGCUGUGUCGCGUCGCCCUGGGGCCUGCUUACGAGGAGGAGGGCGCGCCGCUGCGCUACCAGCGCCUGGUGCCCUCCCACAGCCGCAUCGUGCGCACGCCCUCCCUGAAGGACAGCCCCGCAGGCCGCGGGCUCAGCAAGGCCGCCGUCUCCGAGGAGCUCAAGUCGUGGCACGAGCGGGCUCGCCUCCGGAGCAGUCGCCCCCAGUCGCUAGACCGCCAAGGGGCUUUCCGGGUCCGGAGCCUGCCCCCCGGGAGAGAGGGCUUCGGGCGAGCCCUGGGGCCCCGGGCACAGGCGCCCACAGUAUGUGUGCUCCGGAGAUCACCUGAGGGGGCCCCUGUGCAAGUCUUCGUCCCUGAGAAUGGAGAGAUCAUCAGCCAGGUGUAGCUGUGCUCUGAAUGCCUCGCCACCGCUGGAAAAGACUUUUUCUGUGGUGGAGCUGGGGCUGUGACCCCUCACCCUUGAGUACCUCCUCCAGCUCCCCACCCCCAUCGCAGGCCGAUGACCUGGAGCUGAGACCUUUCUUUUUUUACACAAGUUUUUUCAGAAGCUCUGACCUAAGGAUUUAUAUCUGUGAUUUGUCAUCAAGGUCCCUGUAAUAUGAUGAUGCUUUAGUCCCCAUAGUCUAGCCUCUUGGACUUAAGACCUUGCCUGUCUGCUGAUAGAAUUUGUCUCCUCAUGCAAGACAAGUGGCAGAGAGGGCCACUUUGGGGAGUCCUCAAAUGAUCUGUGCCCUGUUUCUGAGAAGAAACAGUUCCUGGCCCUCCUAUUUCCUUAUCGCUGGAGGCUGGACACGGCACAGGCUUGUGUACAGGACUUUCCCUGGUUUUCCAGGUCUCUGGGUACCAUAAACUGGGAGACUCCUUCUCCCUUUAUAAUGUGCUCUGUGAUGCACACCGAAUGGCCGGUGAAAGGUCGGUAUAUCCUGAUGGAGUUUUGUCUUCCUGGAUCCUGCAAUUUUCCUGACCCCAUAAAUCUCCUUUAGGGACCCCAGUCACUAUCCUCACUUUAUGCCCUUGGCUCCCUGACCUCUGAGCCUUAAAUUUGAGGCUGUAUCAGAUUGUAGCAUGAGAGGUGAGGCUGGGGGCUGGCCUGCUCUGGUGGUUGGUGAGGACCAGCUCACCCCGGAACAAUCACUCCUGGACAUCAACAGAGGUGGUCUCCCACUCCUCCCUCUCUCAUCUUUUCAAUAUAGUCCCAGAAACCAAUACCUGUUUACAAAUCUUUAUGGAAAGACACCACUUUGGGGGCACAUUCAGGACCAGGCAGCUUUGCUUCUGUUCUGGGAAAGUCUCUGUACACACACGGGAGAUGCUAGAUUGUUGAGAGAAUGUUGAUAAAUUGUCCCAGUUGCUGAGACAGAGAGAUCCUGGUAGCUGCCUGAGCUUAAGACCACUGACAGUCCCUGAGUUCUCGUCCGAGGGCCUCCUUUGCUGCCUGGUUGGAUACCCAGGUACACAUCUUGCCUCAAUAAGACAGAAACUGGAAGGGGGAGGGGCAGAGGAGCUGCAUUUCUGUUUCUCCUGCGCAGAAUGCUCCCCCGCGAGUUCCCUGGCUUGGAACAGGGACUGUGAUUAUAGCAAAAGACUCCAAGAACUUUGAUGCCCAACCCCAAAGGUGCAGUUCCCCCACGGGAGAAAGUGGUGUAGCAGAUUACACGAGGGUGCUGAGGUGCUUAGGGACAAACGAGGAUGGCCGUCAUAGGAAUGUGGGGAAACACACAAAGCAGUUCUUCCUGUGCUCUUAGCGCAUCCUGCUGUUGUCCCUACCUUGGGGUCCACUUUCCCCCAUUAUGUUUGAAUGCCCUACGUUGGCUUGUCCCUAGCCCCUUUCUCCAGUGUAUAGCUUACCCCCCCUCCCCUGCACCUCCCUGUGUCUUCCCUGAAGCCUUGAGCUUCCCAGGCUGAGCUAGGAGACCUCUGAGCAUCCUUGAUAGUAACUUAUUGGUCCUUCAUAAAACCUCUGGUGCAGUGCAAAGUGGCCUGUCCUCUGCUGCAGGGCUGGAACUGUAUGGGUCUUAGUGCCAAAUACAUCAAUAAAGUCUGUGCUUUGUGAUUGGCUCAACUGA
Ictidomys tridecemlineatus (thirteen-lined ground squirrel) is the source of this 5600-nucleotide messenger RNA. NCBI's taxonomy places the organism in Eukaryota, Metazoa, Chordata, Mammalia, Rodentia, Sciuridae. The record is from RefSeq and is a predicted model, not a curated record.